Messenger RNA from Harpegnathos saltator (Jerdon's jumping ant), 1091 nucleotides. Its product is annotated as bursicon. NCBI's taxonomy places the organism in Eukaryota, Metazoa, Arthropoda, Insecta, Hymenoptera, Formicidae. The coding region runs from base 24 to 809 and encodes 261 amino acids. Gene Ontology annotation, molecular function: G protein-coupled receptor binding; BMP binding; neuropeptide hormone activity. The transcript has 5 exons. Gene Ontology annotation, cellular component: bursicon neuropeptide hormone complex; extracellular region. The record is from RefSeq and is a predicted model, not a curated record. Gene Ontology annotation, biological process: animal organ morphogenesis; G protein-coupled receptor signaling pathway.
AAAGAUAUCGACAGGAUAUUAUAAUGUCGCUAUUCUCUAAAUCUUUGUUGAUUCUCGCGGUUUACGCUGCGAUCAACGACGCUCAAGUAGUAGACGACGAGGGUUGCGAGACCCUGCAGACGGAAGUACGAAUCACCAAGGACGAGUACGACGAGCUGACACGUCUGCGAAGAACGUGCAGCGGCGAGAUAUCCGUCAGCAAAUGCGAGGGCUUUUGUAAUUCGCGAAUGCAGCCGAGCAUUGUCACCACUACGGGCUUCUCCAAAGAAUGCUACUGUUGCCGUGAGAGUUAUUUGAAGGAAAGACCCGUUAUUCUGAGUCAAUGCUACGAUGCAGACGGGAUUCGACUGAUAGGCACGGAUGACGAAACCAUGGAGAUCAAGAUACGCGAGCCUGCCGAAUGUAAAUGCAUCAAGUGUGGAGUCGACGAAUGCCAAGCGACGCGUGUGAUACACUUCCUAGAGUAUCCCGGAUGUGUUCCCAAACCAAUCCCCAGUUAUGCAUGCAGAGGACGCUGUAGCAGUUAUCUGCAGGUGUCCGGAUCAAAAAUGUGGCAGAUGGAAAGAAGCUGCACUUGCUGCCAGAUCAGCGGCGAAAGAGAAGCUAGUGUAUCCCUGUUCUGUCCGAGGGCGAAACCGGGGGAGAAGAAAUUCAGAAAGGUGAUCACCAAGGCGCCCUUGGAAUGCAUGUGCAGACCUUGCACCAGCGUAGAGGAAUACGCAAUAGUUCCUCAGGAGAUCGCAGGAUUCGCCGACGAAGGCCCGUUCGCCACGUCCGCGCACUUCCGACGAUCACCGGGUCUACAAUAGUUGCUAUUUCGUCGGAAUGUCACACUGCCGCAAGAAUUGCACGGUAACGCAUAAGCUUUAAGAGUAACAAGACCACGCGCGAGCCACUCUUUUCACGUUUAGCACGAUUAUUCGCUGAUAUAUGAAAUAUUAAGAAAAAGAAUUCUCGAACAUGCUGCGUUCUUUUCAUCCAUCUCUGCCGAGCAAAGUCGCGAGAUCGAUAUGUGUAUACACAAUGAAUUCAAAUGUAUCUAUGUAAUACGUAUACAGGAUAUCAAAAUAAAUAUCACCUGAGUCCGAAAA